Messenger RNA from Vittaforma corneae ATCC 50505, 2409 nucleotides. RefSeq lists its product as uncharacterized. NCBI's taxonomy places the organism in Eukaryota, Fungi, Microsporidia, Nosematidae. The transcript has a single exon. The record is from RefSeq and is a predicted model, not a curated record. The coding region runs from base 1 to 2409 and encodes 802 amino acids.
AUGGAAAUAGGAAGAAGAAUGCUAAGUGAGUCAGAGUUCUCAAAUCUUUGGGGUGUGCUUUACCAGGAGUUUUAUAAUCUUUCUGUAACAAAUACCUGUGAUGCUACAUUAGUUUACAACACAAUCUACAUCAUUUGCACUUCUGGUUCAUCUUUUGAGAACAAGCUAUAUUGGAAAAUUGGGGAUUUUCUACUAAACAGAUGCAAAAUUCACAGAGACCAAAUUAUUGAAUCGAAGGACUACAUUGGUGAGUAUAUCAUUAGAUUUGAAGAGUAUCAAAAAUUGGUUGAGAGUAUCCAUUCGUUAGGAACAUUUUUAAAUGACUGUGUAAAGGAGAAGAAAUUGAAUGAGUUUGGAUAUUUGUUGUGGGAAAGAAUGGUCAUACAGUCCUUUAAUGACACGUUUUUCAUCGAUGUUUUUCAGUAUCCGGGCGAUAUAAUGAAAAUUUUGAAUAGCUUUGAAAAAAUUACACCCGAUACUAAUCAGAAAUUAUUAUACUAUAGGGAAAAAUAUGAAAAAGUUGCACUGCAACAGAUCAGAUCAAAGUAUAAAACCAUAGGCUUUUCUAGUUUAUUAGAGUUCUGUGAUGUUACAAAAAUAAUAGUAAGUAGAGAAACUGAGUAUAUGAAAAGAUACAUGCUCUCUUGUAGCUACGAUCGUGUUAAGCAGGUGCUAGAGGAAUGUCUUCUGUCUGUUAAGUAUUAUGAAUUGUUGGUUAACCUCAAAAAUUUCUUCCACAUAAAUAAUCUUGAAAACUACAACAGCUUUAUAAACAAUUUCCUUAAUACGGAGGAAAAUAGCCAAAAUUCAGUUUUGUCUAAUAAUUUAAAAUAUAACAGAGAUGAUUACAGAAGUCUGAAUCAAAUUGAAGAUGAUAGCAGGUCUGACUUUACCGUCUCAUUUGAGCCUGGCCACAAACCCAUAUCCGACAGAGCUGAUGAUUCUGAAAACAUUUCAGGCGCCUUUGUCUGUGAUAACCAAAAUAUACUGUCCGUUUCUGAUGGAUAUGAGCAUUUAAAUGACGAAAAGAUUGACAUCACAAAGAUUUAUAUUGAAAAUAUUUUCAGAACUAAUAAGACUUUCGUUCAGCUUCAGGGGAUUAUCAACAAGAAAAGAGAAAAUACAUUCGAGAUCGCCAAAUACAAAUCCUAUAAUCCAGUAUUCAUAAAUAUCAUGGAGUCGCUGGGAAUCUUAGAUGCCGGAUUUGCUCUUAUCAAGAAAGCAUAUGCCUUAUAUAUUGAAUCAAUGUUAAAAUCAAAUAUGAAUGUGCUGGAAUCAUCUGUCAAGCAAGUGCAUUUAAUGCUAGAAACGCUUGAUAUUUUUUGUAAUGCUGAUUGCCAGUACAUUCUUUAUUCGCUAUUUAGACAAUAUCUUCAGCGAACAAAGCCCUGCUUUAUGAAAAGAUUGUGUGAGUUUACUCAACAGAUGGUGGUUGGUGAUAAAGAAGACUUGAUUUCCAAUCUAAAGCCAUUUGAGCCCGAUGAAAAUACAAAGAUAUUUUGUACGUCCAUGGAGCUAAUCAGCGACAGGUCUGAAUUUAUGAACAUGUAUCAAAACGCAUUGAAAGAGAGAAUAAUAUCAGGCGAAAGCAAUCUAAGAAAAGAGUAUUCGAUAUUAAAUAGCAUGGAAAUAUCACAAGAUGAUAGGCUUUAUAAAAUGCUCGAGGAGAUUGAAGAGUGUAGGUCCAAAUUUAAGCUUCUUAACUCCAUAUACUGGAAUAUUGAACCGGAAAAUUCGUCGCUGAUUCUUCCUGUCGAUCUUUUGAGAGAACUCAAGGCCGAAGUGCCAAAUCUUACUAUUUUAAAUUCAAAUGGGAAGCUACCCUUGUCUUUCAGUUCUCAAAAUCAUCAAUGUAUUGAUUCAGUUGAAAUGAAAUAUAGGCUGAAGGGUGAGGAUUCACAAGAAAAGACUGUUCAGAUUGCACAUCAAUACUCAAGGAUAGUGCUGAGCAUCAAUGGGAUACUUAUAAGAAUGAAUAUUUACCAGUACAUAGUUAUUGAUCGUCUCUACAAAGGGCCUGAAAACAUUGCUAAUAUUGCAAAGAUGACAGGAAUUUCUGAUCAAAUAUUAAAAACAGUGAUUCAUUCACUGAUGGAGCACAGCAUAUUAAAGUUUGCACGUGGAUUCUAUUACCUGAGCUGUGAGGACAUUCAAGAAUGUGAUAUUUCUUGCAUCGGAAAUCAAGAAGAAAGGAUGAUAUUAGACGUCUGUGUUGACAGUUACAUUCAAGCACUUGGUGUAAAGGUGUUAAAAAAAGUAAAAAGAAUAGAUGUAGGCAAAUUAAUUAAAGAAAUUAAGGGAUUGUCGAGAUUAGAAGUCAAUGAGGAGUUUGUAACUGAUUCUCUGAAAAAAUUGGUUGAUAAGGGCAUGGCUGAGACAAAGAAUAACACUAUUGAGUAUGUCUUUUGA